Molecule: messenger RNA, 1614 nt
Organism: Tupaia belangeri chinensis (Chinese tree shrew)
Lineage: Eukaryota; Metazoa; Chordata; Mammalia; Scandentia; Tupaiidae
Gene: AGTR1
Product: angiotensin II receptor type 1
Exons: 4
Coding region: 230-1309 (359 amino acids)
Biological process (GO): calcium-mediated signaling; positive regulation of cytosolic calcium ion concentration; regulation of vasoconstriction
Cellular component (GO): external side of plasma membrane; membrane
Molecular function (GO): C-C chemokine binding; C-C chemokine receptor activity; angiotensin type II receptor activity
Source: RefSeq, a predicted model, not a curated record
GCAGCCCCGACGCCGCGGCGGCGGGCGGGAGGUCCACACCGCGCACCCAGCUGGCGCCCGGAGCGCGGGGGCUCAUUGAUGUUGGUCAAAAGACAGAGAUUUUAUCUGUGAUAAACUGGUCAAAAAUGGCUGGGUUUUUAUUUGAAUAAGUCACUGAAGCCAUCCCGGAAAGCCUGCACCAGGUGCAUUCAGUAUAGUAUCUGAGACUAUUUCCACCCAGGAGAUCAAAAUGAUUCUCAACUCUUCUACCGAAGAUGGUAUUAAAAGAAUCCAAGAUGACUGUCCCAAGGCUGGAAGGCAUAAUUACAUAUUUGUCAUGAUUCCUACAUUAUACAGUAUUAUCUUUGUGGUGGGGAUCUUUGGCAACAGUUUGGUGGUGAUUGUCAUUUACUUUUACAUGAAACUCAAGACUGUGGCCAGUGUUUUUCUUUUGAAUUUGGCAUUGGCUGACUUAUGCUUUUUAUUGACUUUGCCACUAUGGGCUGUCUACACUGCUAUGGAAUACCGCUGGCCCUUUGGCAAUUAUCUCUGUAAGAUUGCUUCGGCCAGCGUCAGUUUCAACCUGUAUGCCAGCGUGUUUUUGCUCACGUGUCUCAGCAUCGAUCGCUACCUGGCCAUCGUUCACCCGAUGAAGUCCCGUCUUCGACGCACAAUGCUUGUAGCCAAAGUCACCUGCAUCGUGAUUUGGCUGCUGGCUGGCUUGGCCAGUUUGCCAGCUAUAAUCCACCGGAACGUAUUUUUCAUCGAGAACACCAAUAUCACGGUUUGUGCUUUCCAUUACGAGUCCCAAAAUUCGACCCUCCCCAUAGGGCUGGGACUGACCAAAAAUAUACUGGGUUUCUUGUUUCCUUUUCUGAUCAUUCUUACAAGUUACACUCUUAUUUGGAAGACCCUAAAGAAAGCUUAUGAAAUCCAGAAGAACAAGCCAAGAAAUGACGAUAUUUUUAAGAUAAUUAUGGCAAUUGUGCUAUUCUUUUUCUUCUCUUGGGUUCCCCACCAAAUAUUCACUUUUCUAGACGUGUUGAUUCAGCUGGGCAUCAUACAUGACUGUAAAAUUGCAGAUAUUGUGGACACUGCCAUGCCCAUAACCAUUUGCCUAGCUUAUUUUAACAAUUGCCUAAAUCCUCUGUUUUAUGGCUUUCUGGGGAAGAAAUUUAAAAAAUAUUUUCUGCAGCUUCUGAAGUACAUUCCCCCAAAGGCCAAAUCCCACUCAAGCCUAUCAACAAAAAUGAGCACGCUGUCCUACCGCCCCUCAGAUAAUGUAAGCUCCUCUACCAAGAAGCCUGCUCCAUGUUUUGAGGUCGAAUGACAUGUUUAAAACCUACCCAAGAACUAAACUUUGAAAGAAGGAGCAAGACACACAUUCCUCUGUGGCACUUCACUACCCAAUGAGCAUUAGCUGCUUCUCAGAAUUUAAGAAGAACAUGGAUUACGUGGACUGAACUGACUUUUCUAAAGCUCUGAACAAAAGCUUUUCUUUCCACUUCACGACAACACAACACAAAGCCACAUUUCGCAUCAGGUAGAGGAUGGCUGCUCAAAGAACGAUGUUAGAAACUGGAUGAAUGUAUUCAUUUGGAAACUUUUACUGGCGGCAAUCCAGAUUCCUCCAUC